Messenger RNA from Melanotaenia boesemani (Boeseman's rainbowfish), 1556 nucleotides. It is a transcript of the gene pcid2, whose product is annotated as PCI domain containing 2. Gene Ontology annotation, molecular function: double-stranded DNA binding; RNA binding. Lineage: Eukaryota; Metazoa; Chordata; Actinopteri; Atheriniformes; Melanotaeniidae. The coding region runs from base 38 to 1459 and encodes 473 amino acids. Gene Ontology annotation, biological process: post-transcriptional tethering of RNA polymerase II gene DNA at nuclear periphery; transcription elongation by RNA polymerase II; poly(A)+ mRNA export from nucleus. Gene Ontology annotation, cellular component: transcription export complex 2. The record is from RefSeq and is a predicted model, not a curated record. The transcript is spliced from 14 exons.
CCCUCUUCAGGCCUCUCUGACCCCUCUUCAGGCCUCUAUGACCCCUCCUCAGGCCUCUCUGACCCCUCCUCAGGCCUCUCUGACCCCUCCUCAGGUCUCUCUGACCCCUCUUCAGACCUCUGAACCCUCCUCAGACCUCUAUGACCCCUCCUCAGGCCUCUCUGAACCCUCCUCAGGCCUCUAUGACCCCUCCUCAGGCCUCUAUGACCCCUCCUCAGGCCUCUCUGAACCCUCCUCAGGCCUCUAUGAGUUUUUACUUAACACGACUGAAAUCAGCGACUUCUUUCUCCUGCAGAUCUACGAGGCCAUUGACAAUCGUGAGGGUUCUUUCUGCGCAGAGCUGCUCUCCUUCAAACACCCUCAUGUCGCCAACCCCCGCCUCCAGCUGGCCAGUCCGGAAGAGAAGUGCCAGCAGGUUCUGGAGCCGCCAUAUGACGAGAUGGUCGCUGCUCAUCUGAGGUGUACGUACGCGGUGGCCAAUCACGACUUCAUUGAAGCCUACAAGUUCCAGACGCUGGUCGUUCAGUCCUUCCUGAGGGCCUUCCAGUCCCAUAAAGAGGAGAACUGGGCCCUGCCCGUCAUGUUCGCUGUCACUCUGGAUCUUCGGAUAUUCGCCAACAACGCGGAGCAGCAGCUGCAGAAGAAGGGUAAAGGCCAGCCGGGUGAGAUGCUGGAGAAGGCUGCGGAGCAGCUGAUGAGCUGCUUCAGAGUUUGCGCCAGCGACAACCGAGCCAGCAUCGAGGACUCCAAGAAGUGGGGGAUGAUGUUUCUGAGCAACCAGCUCUUCAAGAUCUACUUCAAGAUCAAUAAGCUGCACCUGUGCAAACCUCUGAUCAGAGCCAUCGACAGCUCCAACCUGAAGAACGACUACAGUCCUGCUCAGAAAGUCACCUACAAAUACUACGUGGGGCGCAAAGCCAUGUUCGACAGCGACUUCAAGCCAGCCGAGGAGUUCCUGUCCUACGCCUUCCACCACUGCCACCCGUCCAGCCAGAAGAACAAGAGGAUGAUCCUCAUUUACCUGCUGCCAGUCAAGAUGCUGCUGGGUCACAUGCCGACUCAUCAGCUCCUCAGAAAGUACGACCUCAUGCAGUUUGCUGAUGUCACCAAAGCUGUGAGUGAAGGGAACCUGCUGCUGCUGAACGAGGCCCUGUCCAAACACGAGACCUUCUUCAUCCGCUGUGGCAUCUUCCUCAUCCUGGAGAAGCUGAAGAUCAUCACCUACAGGAACCUCUUCAAGAAAGUGUAUCUGCUGCUGAAGACUCACCAGCUGCCUCUGGACGCCUUCCUCGUGGCUCUGAGGAUGAUGCAGGUGGAGGACGUCGACCUCGAUGAGGUGCAGUGCCUCCUGGCCAACCUCAUUUACAUGGGUCACAUUAAAGGCUACAUCUCCCACCAGCACCAGAAGCUGGUGGUCAGCAAACAGAAUCCCUUCCCUCCUCUGUCCUCUGUCUCCUAGACUACGUUACCCAUAAUCCCCCAGCUUGUGGAAACCUUCCUUUUUUUUCUUUUUUUUUUGUACAGUAAAAUAGUGUUGAAUAAAACAGAUACUGGUU